AAAUCAUUAAUCUUGCGUUUUUUUCUCAAAAUUCUCAAUGCAGAGUGCUGCGCCGCUUCUUGAACGAUGAGGCUGCUUCGACUGUUCUUUCCGAGGCCAUCCAGCAAGGCUUGAGUGAAAUUAAUUUGACAGAAUCGUUUGCAAACCUUCUAUCUAGUGAUGAAAAUCCGAUUGAAUCGCUUCAGAAAGUCUCACAGGUGCAUCGUUCUGAUGCUUCCAUGGCUGGUCUUAACACCAUUUCUCAACAGUUGAAAGCCAAGAUCAUACAAGAUCUAGUAGAUCCAUUCCGAUCAGCUCUGCUAUCCUACAUUUUGUCGAAAAUCAACGCACUGGAUCUGAACAGUGGAUCAUUUCGAGCACGUGUGGAAUCCUUGAAAACAGCGAUAGCCGAACUACUACAUCUCCUCACGGAUGUGUUUGUCCACAGUGAAGCUUUGUUCGGGCAUGACGUGAAGAAUGUGGUGCAACAACCAAUUGAUAAAGGUCUAGAGAAUUUUCUGGCGAAGCUGAAAUCAUGGGAAUACUGGCUAGACAGUCAACGUCGACCGCGUUCGUUGGAAGACAUCAUUACAGUAUGUUCAGCAUCUGGACAACUUGUAUACGGGUUACAAGAGUUCAAAGCAAUGGUGACGAAUGUAGAGCCAUCUGGACAGCUUGUAUACGGCUUGCAAGAGUUCAAAGCAAUGGUGACGAAUGUGGAGCCAUCAUUGUCCCCCAACAUCAAAUCAGCUUUGAAGUGGAACAGAGGUGUCUGUGACAACGUGACCAAGACUGCAAAUGACAAAGUGGUGCUGAAGAUGAAGGCGAAAAUGGAGGAAAUUGUA
Cylicostephanus goldi is the source of this 824-nucleotide messenger RNA. The record is from the annotation of a GenBank genome assembly. Lineage: Eukaryota; Metazoa; Nematoda; Chromadorea; Rhabditida; Strongylidae.